Symbiodinium sp. CCMP2592 is the source of this 1131-nucleotide messenger RNA. The record is from the annotation of a GenBank genome assembly. NCBI's taxonomy places the organism in Eukaryota, Dinophyceae, Suessiales, Symbiodiniaceae.
AUGGCCCACAUGGAGGAGGCUGGGCAGCCGUCUCCACCCCCCAUGAUUACCAGUUCCGGCCAUGCGCCGGGAGCUGCCGAAGCCGGCGCAGAGGCUGCGCUGGCCAUCGAUUGCCAGCCUUUCAUGGCCGACAUCGAGGAGAAGAAGCGGCAGAUCCAGCAGCGACAAGAUCAGAAGGCAGCUCUUGAUGCGCAGCAGAGACUCGUCGACGAGAACUACAUGAGGUUUUCGGGCGAGCUCGCGCAGGCUGAGGAGGAAGCCACGAGGGAACGGGAAGAACAGGAGCGACAGCGGAAGGCAGCAGAGGAGGAGCGGAUACGGCAGGAGGAGGAGGCAAAAAUGUGGGAGGAGCUGGAAAGGAAGGAGGAAGAGGAACGACGACAGGAGGAGGCUCGGAAAAGGGCGGAGGAGGAGGCAGAGGCGGAGGCCCUACUGGCAGAGAGAAGAAGGCAAGAAGAGGAGGCUGCAGAGCAGAAGGCCAUUCAGCAGGCGUGUCCGCUUUGCCGAGCCAUGCGAUUUCAAAGGCACAGUGGUUUUAUUUUGAUCGCCAUGGUGAAGUCAUUGGCUGUCGCUUUGUCUGUGACAGCAUUCGCCUGUGCCAUGUCGACAGACGUGAUGGACAUGGACAACAUCUUGGCUGCGGAUGCUGAGUGUGCCGUGGGCCAGGAAUGUGCCCUGAACGCUGUGCAGAAGAAGGCAGUGGUUGCCCAGCAGCAGGCAGAAGACUCCGUGGAGAAGUUCGCUGCAGCUGUGGAGGAGGGCGCAGGGGAUGUGGCGGCUGAAGCGCAGGUUAGCUCGGGCCAGAAAGCUCAGACGGUUUCGGACACCGAGAAGUGGGGCCCAUCGCCACCUCCUCCGACUGCAGCCUACAACCCUUACUGGAAUCAUCAGUACGGCAGCCCCUACGGGCAGAUGCCUCCCGGGUUCAACCCUUACGGUGGCAGCCCCUAUGGAGCCCCCGGAUUCGGAAGCUGCUUGAACAAGAUCGAAGGCUCUUCCUGCAUGGUCUUCAGCUGCGCCAAGUCGCGUGGGCCCACGACCUGCAACACUAAGGACUACUUCUGCUACUGCCACCCCGGCUUCUGCUCUGAUGGCAAGGCUUGCGUUCCGGCGUCGCAUAUGUACCGCUAA